UGAAUCGCAGAAUCGUGCUUUCGUCGAAUGUUAGAAGAUAUCUUGUUGGGUGAGCUCUAUCCGAGAAGAGGGUCGAUGAAACUCUACUCAUCUUUCACGUACUCCUCAACUCAUCGAUAUCAGACUCAAUUCCACGUGGCAUUGCAGGAGUGGUCCACGUGUCAGAACAGAUUUUCCCCUUAAGAUCCUUAGAAUUACAAAAUAGCGAUGAAAAAUGAGGAGAAAAUGAUCGGAAACAGAACAGCUUAGAAAACCCUCGAUAAGGGAAACUCGAAGACUCGCGAAGAAGAAGAAGAAGAAGAAGAAGAAGAAGAAGAUGCCAUUGGGAAAGUACUAUUGCGACUACUGCGAGAAGCAAUUCCAAGACACCCCUUUCGCCAGAAAACGCCAUCUUCACAGCCUCUCCCACCAGAAAGCUAAAGCUCUCUGGUUCGACUCCUUCAGAGACCCCAAUCAAGCUUUCUCUGAUGGCUUUGGAAGAGGCGUCUGCAACCGAUUCGUCAGAACAGGGUUUUGCCAGUACGGUGAUUCUUGUAAAUAUUUUCAUCCCAAGAACAAUCCGCAGAACUCGAGUACGCAACCCAUUGCAGGUUUCCCGGAAUAUAGUAAUCAAGCCUCAAAUAUUCCUGUGAAUCAAUUCGUCGAAGGCAGCUCUCUGACAGGCAAUUUAGUUAGCAACAGAAUGGGAACAUCAUGGGGCAAUUUACCUCCAUCAUUGAUGCCUCCUCCAGAGGGUGGUUACCCACCUCUUCCCAUUGUAGACUGGGGCUAAUUGAUGAAUAUCAGUUACCGGUACAAGUCUCCUCGGCUUCUCGUGUUUCCACCCCAUGUCUUAUGCAGCGGUUUGCACAAAUGUAGUGUCGCUUAGAAGCCAGACAAAUGAACUUUUUUUGUUCUUCUCUCGGGUACGAAAUGCAACCCCAAAGUGUCAUAAACAUCGACUUCUGUUAAGGUUCAAGUAGUAUUCAAGUCAUGAUGCGUCAUGUUUAUGGUUCUCUAAACUUGUUGAAACCAUAAUCGGGAGAAAUUUAGAUAAAGAGUUGAUAAAGCAUAGUAAACAGAAGCGUGAUUCUUA
Molecule: messenger RNA, 1075 nt
Organism: Momordica charantia (bitter melon)
Lineage: Eukaryota; Viridiplantae; Streptophyta; Magnoliopsida; Cucurbitales; Cucurbitaceae
Product: C2H2 and C2HC zinc fingers superfamily protein
Cellular component (GO): U12-type spliceosomal complex
Molecular function (GO): zinc ion binding; nucleic acid binding
Source: RefSeq, a predicted model, not a curated record